This is a messenger RNA of Nomascus leucogenys (northern white-cheeked gibbon), 886 nucleotides long. RefSeq names its product protein phosphatase 1 regulatory inhibitor subunit 1C (gene PPP1R1C). NCBI's taxonomy places the organism in Eukaryota, Metazoa, Chordata, Mammalia, Primates, Hylobatidae. Gene Ontology annotation, cellular component: cytoplasm. Gene Ontology annotation, biological process: intracellular signal transduction. Gene Ontology annotation, molecular function: protein phosphatase inhibitor activity. The record is from RefSeq and is a predicted model, not a curated record.
CUCAAACCUCGGUAUCUUCACUUGCUCGCUCUGGAAUUACAGCUAUUUAUUACAAAGCACUCUGUGUGGCUUAGUGGAGUGUGUCUGAGGAAACACAUCCCGGACACCAUUUAGGGUUAGUCUUUCUGAGCUCUUCACAUCUCUGACUAAUUAUCAUCAUUACCAUGGAGCCCAACAGUCCCAAAAAGAUACAAUUUGCCGUGCCUGUAUUCCAGAGUCAGAUUGCACCUGAAGCAGCAGAGCAGAUCAGGAAAAGAAGACCUACGCCAGCAUCACUUGUGAUUCUCAAUGAGCAUAACCCCCCAGAAAUAGAUGACAAGAAGGUGCCCAACACACAAGAGGAAUUACAGAAUGCAUCCCCUAAGCAAAGGAAGCAGAGUGUGUACACACCACCCACCAUAAAAGGGAUUAAGCAUCUGAAAGGCCAGAAUGAAUCAGCAUUCCCUGAAGAAGAAGAAGGCACCAAUGAAAGAGAGGAGCAGCGGGACCAUUAAUUACUGGACUGCGGCAAGAAGGCUUCUUGGAAAUAACUGAACUAUUAACUUUUCUGAGUAUACCAUGGAAUUCAACUGCUUGACUUCUGGAAGCAUCUUCCAUCUCUGCACCCCACACUCAUACAGUAGCUAUGCACAUCCUGGAAGUCUCCUUGACUGAACUUUAGAACUAAGUACACAUUGUUCCACAUCACUUACAAUUAAAGAAUAAGCAUUUAUUUUACAGUGAUUCUUCUUUUUAACUAUGUAAAAAUUUGCAGACAUGUGACUAUUCUAACUUUAAUACUGCCAGAGCUUAAUCCUUGAUGUCCUACUGAUAAGGUUUGCAUUCUAACAACACAUGUAAAUAACAUCACUUUAAGAGUAAAAAAUAAAUAUUAAACACAUUUAGA